AUGCAGGUUCUGCGACUUGGGCCCCGCUCUCUUCGUCCCCUCCGAUAUUCAGCCGUUCGAUGUGUAGUGACGACGGCUAGCGCAGUUGACAUCUCGGCGUCGACCUCGUCGGCGCCUACUGCGAUCCCCCUGGGCCGGGUCGAAGCGUUGUGGGACACGAUCUCCGUCGAAGAGAAAGCUGCCCUCCGCUCACAGCUUGCGGAAAUCCAGAAGAAGGACUGGAAGCAACUCUCUAUCGACGAGAAAAAGGCCGCGUACUUUGUGUCCUUCGGUCCUCAUGGACACCGUGCACCCGCCAGUAAACCCGGGGACAACCUGAAGAUUGCUGCUUCCGUCGCGGGUCUUUUGGGGGUGUCGUAUCUUCUCAUGCUCGGCGUGAAGGCAAUGGCGCCUGCUCCCCCUAAGACGAUCACCAAGGAGUGGCAAGAGGCCUCAAACGAACGCGCGAUCGAGCAGAAGAUGAAUCCUAUCACAGGUAUCACGUCGAAGGGAUACAAGGGAGCUGGCUUCGUCCAGAAUAAUUAA
Molecule: messenger RNA, 525 nt
Organism: Guyanagaster necrorhizus
Lineage: Eukaryota; Fungi; Basidiomycota; Agaricomycetes; Agaricales; Physalacriaceae
Product: COX4, subunit IV of cytochrome c oxidase
Exons: 4
Coding region: 1-525 (174 amino acids)
Biological process (GO): mitochondrial electron transport, cytochrome c to oxygen
Cellular component (GO): respiratory chain complex IV
Source: RefSeq, a predicted model, not a curated record